Messenger RNA from Caretta caretta (loggerhead turtle), 3030 nucleotides. It is a transcript of the gene PIGS, whose product is annotated as phosphatidylinositol glycan anchor biosynthesis class S. The record is from RefSeq and is a predicted model, not a curated record. Gene Ontology annotation, biological process: attachment of GPI anchor to protein. Gene Ontology annotation, cellular component: GPI-anchor transamidase complex. Lineage: Eukaryota; Metazoa; Chordata; Testudines; Cheloniidae.
GGCCUGCGCCAAUUGGCCGCCGGCUGGUUUCCCGGCUUCUAGCCCCGCCCCGUGAGGUCCGGGAAGAGCGGUCGGACGGGAGGAUGGUGGCUGACGGGGCAGAGGAGGCGCGGGGGAAGCGCGCUGCUCUCGCCUUCGCCGCCGUGGCCCUGGUGCUGGGGCUGCCGCUCUGGUGGAAGACGACGGAGACGUACCGGGCCUCGCUGCCCUACGCGGGGAUCAGCGCGCUGGGCUCGCUCCGGUUCCAGCUGACUGUACCUGUCUCAGUGGUUUUUGCCAAGGGGGCUCUGCCAGGAGCUCAACAGAGAAGGCUCCCUUUCACAGACACAAAGGAGGAGGAGAGCCUGUUAAACUCAAAAACGAGCGUUACGUCUCGCUAUGAGACGACUUAUCGGAGUGCAACCGUCACAGAGCAGGCAGCCUUGGCCUUGGCCACAGUGAAAGAGGCAGACGCUGCACUGCUCCCGCUGCAGGACUCGCUGGGCGCUCUGACUGUGUACGUGAUCCCGGAAACCUCCCCUCUACUGCCUCAGGGUGUUGGCGUGUACAUCGGGAAGCACCGCAGUGCCGUGAUGAGGUGUACGCAGGGCCCCGGGGAUGUCCUGGCUGCUGUUAGUGCCUGGGUGCAGCAGAUUGUGCAGGCCAUGUCCUUCACCACUGACUCCAUCGCCACCGCCUUGUCUGAUCGCGUUCCCAUGGACCAGCUCGGCACCGACACGAGGCGCCCGUUCAAAUCCAGCCUGGGGUACGAAAUCACCUUCAGCUUAUUGAACCCAGACCCCAAGUCCCACAACGUGCACUGGGACAUCGAGGCCGCUGUCAGCAGCUACGUACAGCCCUUCCUCGACAAGCUGGGCUCAGUGGCCAACUUCUCUGUGGACUCCCAGAUCCUGUACUAUGCUGUCCUGGGGGUCACGCCCCGCUUUGACAAGGCCUCCUCCAGCUUCAUCCUGAGCGCGCUCAGUCUCCCCCACGUCAUUAACCCGGUGGAAGCCAGGCUGGGUUCCAGCGCCACUUCGCUCUACCCCGUGUUGAACUUCCUGCUGUACGUGCCAGAGCGCGUCCAUUCCCCUCUCUACAUCCAGGACAAGGACGGCGCCGCUGUGGGGACCAACGCCUUCCACAGCCCUCGCUGGGGUGGGAUCAUGGUGUACAACAUUGACCACCCAGUUCCUGACAAGGCCCUUCUCCCGCUUUGGGUGGACGUGGACAUGGUGCGAGUGAUGGAGGUGUUCCUGGCCCAGCUACGGUUGUUGUUUGGGAUCUCCCAGGUGUCGCUCCCAGAGGAGUUCCUGCUGGAGAGCCCUGGGAACGACGGGCUGACUGACUGGGAGCUGGACCGCCUGCUGUGGACCCGGACAGUUGAGAAUAUCGCCACGGUGUCCACCACCCUCACCUCCCUGGCCCAACUGCUAGACAAGAUCGGGAACAUCGUCAUCAAGGAUGAUGUUGCCUCUGAGGUUUACCAUGCAGUAGCAUCAGCACAGACUGCUAUGCUGGAGCUGGCCUCUGGCCGUCUGGGCUCAGCAUUCCAGGCCAGUAAAGAGGCGGUCACCUCCUCGGAGCGGGCCUUCUUUGACCCUUCGCUGCUACAUCUCCUCUACUUCCCUGAUGACCAGAAAUUUGCCAUCUACAUCCCACUCUUCCUGCCUAUGGCGGUGCCCAUCCUGCUGUCCCUGGUGAAGAUCCUCCGGGAAGCCAAACAGAGCAAGAAGGAGCCCACGAAAACUGACUGAGCCUGUCUGCAGCUGCCCCAUGGGGCAGGGGAGCUCAGAGCCAGCUCGUGACAGCCUGUCUGUAGGAACAGUCAGGGCCCAGUUAAAGGGCUUGGACUCGGAUGAUUCUUUAUGAAUCCUGGAAGAGUGGAAAGUCUGGCAAAAAUAGGGUGUUGGGUCAGAAAUCAAGACUUAGAACCACCACGGCUACUUCCCAGCAUGGAGCUCUUGGGUUCGCCUUUACCUAGGGGUUAGCGGGGACUCUAAAGGGGACAUCUGUGCUGCGUUUAGACACCUGUGGCUGGCCCGCGCCAGCCAACGCAGGUUAAGGGGCUGUUUCAUUGCAGUGUAGCUCUUUGGGCUUCUGCUGGAGCCUGGGCUCCAGGACCCUGCAAGAUGGGAGGGGACUAGAGUGUGGGCUCCAGCCCAAGCCUGAAUGUCUCCACCUCAAUUAAAUAGCCCCUUAGCAAGAGCUCCACAAGUCUGUCAGCUGCUAUGGGCCAGCUGUGGGUUUUUAACUGCAGUGUAGACCUCCCCCAAGGAGUGUAGAGCGGCUACAGCUGCAUGUGACUGGCCACCUGAGCAAAAUGCCCCUGCCAGCUGGGUCCACGGUGGAUGAGCUCAGGCCACUUCUGCUUUUUCUAGUUACUGCAGCCAGCUCCACCACCAGACAGCAGAGGAGGCAUGAAUCAAGCUUGCAUUUCCCUUCUCCCCGCUCAGCUCACUCACCGCCCCCCCAAGGUGCCUGGAUUAAGGGGCUCUCCUUUGAGUUGAAAGGAUUGGCGUUAGCUUCUAGGAGAUGCUCUGGAGUCUCUCUGUCCCCUCUGAGUGCUUAAGCAGUCUGAAGUGCACCCUUCCUGCCCAGCCACUACAGGAUGUGCCCCUGGGACUGCCUAGUUUAGCAGGAGUGAGACUGGUGGGGCACCUUCCUUUUACUCCUGUUGGGAGCCUUGGUAUUGGCAGGGCCCCCCUUACAUGCCUGGACCCAGGUCCCUCCCCUAGUGAGCUAUUGAUCCACAAGUGUGACCCUACCAACUUCCUCAACGUAGGGGGAUAUACAGGCCAGCCUGUGCACUGGGGCAGGGCUUCCUUGCAGCGUCUGCAGCAAGUGAGUGCUGCUCGUACUUCAGGGAGGUACAGAAAGUGGCUCUUGGGUUUCUUAGCUUCCUACCACUGCUGGCAGCCUGUGGGUCUCUGUGGAGGGAGCCUGGGGCCUUGUGUUGCAAGAGGGCUGGGUGGGGACCAGACGUGAGAGUGAUGCACUGAUGAAUGCUGAACAAAACAAGGUUUCCUUUUAAUAAAAGUAAAAGCCAGA